Messenger RNA from Hibiscus syriacus, 1158 nucleotides. Its product is annotated as putative pectate lyase 2. Gene Ontology annotation, molecular function: pectate lyase activity. The transcript has 3 exons. Bases 1 to 1158 code for a protein of 385 amino acids. The record is from RefSeq and is a predicted model, not a curated record. NCBI's taxonomy places the organism in Eukaryota, Viridiplantae, Streptophyta, Magnoliopsida, Malvales, Malvaceae.
AUGGCUUUCCUUGCCUCUCUCGUUUUGGUUUCAUUUCUUUUAGCUUUUUCACUCGAAGGUUACACCUCAAAACCACUUGCAUACGAUGUCCCCGGCAUCGUCUCGAAGAAGGCUAUGAAUGUAAUCGAUUCUUGUUGGCGAACCAAGUCGAAUUGGGCUACCAAUCGCAAAGCCUUGGCUGAUUGUGUGGUUGGCUUCGGAAAAGCAGCGGUUGGAGGGAAAUACGGAGCGAUAUAUGUAGUUACAAGCCCUUAUGAUGAUCCCGUUGACCCUAAACCCGGCACGCUUCGUUACAGUGUUAUUCAAACCGCUCCUCUUUGGAUCAUUUUCGCUAGAGAUAUGGUUAUAAAGCUAAAAAAUGAGCUGAUAGUGAAUAGUUUUAAGACCAUUGAUGGCAGAGGAGCUAAAGUGGAGAUUGCAUAUGGACCUUGCAUAACGAUUCAAGGUGUUACCAAUGUUAUAAUACACGGGAUUAGCAUUCAUGACUGCAAGCCGGGGUUGUCCGGUAUGGUUAGGAGCUCCCCGACGCAUGUAGGAAUGCGUGGAGGCUCCGACGGAGAUGCUAUCAGUGUUUUCGCGUCUUCGAAUAUCUGGAUCGAUCAUUGCUAUCUCGCGCAUUCUAGGGAUGGUCUUAUCGAUGUGAUUCAUGCUUCAACUGCUGUCACGAUCUCCAAUAACUAUUUCUCUCAACAUGAUAAAGUGAUGCUGUUAGGACACAGAGACACGUUCACUGCCGACAAAGUCAUGAAAGUUACGAUAGUUUUUAACAGAUUCGGCGAGGGACUUAUCGAGAGGAUGCCGAGGGUCAGGAUAGGCUAUGCACAUGUUGCUAACAACAGAUACGAUGAAUGGAAGAUGUAUGCCAUUGGCGGCAGUGCAAAUCCGACCAUUUUCAGCGAGGGGAACUACUUCGUGGCGCCCGAUAACCCUAGCAACAAACAGGUUACCAAGAGAGAAGCAAGCAAUUGGAAAAAUUGGAGAUGGCAGUCGUCAAAGGAUGUCUUUAUGAAUGGUGCGUAUUUCGUUUCGUCCGGCUACGGAAGUUGUGCUCCUCAUUAUACUAGGGCUCAAUCCUUCACUACCGCCCCCGGAUACAUGGUCCCUGUUUUAACAUCAAAUGCUGGCCCUUUACGUUGUGUCGUUGGAAAACCAUGCUAA